UAUAUGACAUAUGACAAAUACUCUGAAUUAAAACGUAGGUUCGAUGCGACGAGAAGCUAUACUUCUGAAUCCAUAUCAUUGGAUAAUAUCUUAAAGGCAUCAAAAAUUCACGAAUCUAUUAAAUCUAAAUAUAAAACAGUUUUUAGUGAACUCUUCAGUUAUAUGAAUCACCCUAUUAUUUAUUACCAUAAUGACAGAAUGGGGUGCUGGUAUAUUAGCUAUAUAUUAUAUAAAGAAGUAUAUAAUAUUCUUAAUCGAGUAUAUACUGAAGAAUUAUUUAAUGAUUUCAAGGAAUUUAUACUUAGAUACAACAGAUAUGAUUCUUCAGAUAAUAAUGCAUGUUUAAAUGAUAUGCUCUACGUGGAACCUCUGAUAUUUAGAAUAAUGGAUUAUUUAUAUCGACUGUAUGAACUGUAUAUUAAUUAUAAAACAAUGAAUGAACAUUUACCUAAUCCUAAUUGUAAGGACUUCCUUGCCUUUCUCUAUUUAUAUAAUAGCUUCGUAAGGACUUAUAAAUCUGGAACGACUUUUUUUAAUAAUGUAUUACAGAAUUUUCACAAAGAAAUUAAUAAUGCUGUAUUGAAUUAUCAAGCUAAAUGUACUGGUGUUACCUUUAAUGUAGAUAAUCUAAAUCUCUAUAGCCCCAUUAAACCUCCAGAAUCUGUAGUUCUGGAAUCAGUAGUAAAACACGAAAACAAUCAGAAUUAG
Messenger RNA from Plasmodium cynomolgi strain B, 708 nucleotides. RefSeq lists its product as hypothetical. The transcript has a single exon. The record is from RefSeq and is a predicted model, not a curated record. The annotation marks the transcript as partial. Lineage: Eukaryota; Apicomplexa; Aconoidasida; Haemosporida; Plasmodiidae.